AUGAAAAAAUUUGUUGAAAAAAAUAUUCAAGACAAUAAUCUUCAAAAGUUGGAAAAGCCAAAAAUAAAUUACCCAGAAUUUCAAGUUGGUUUAAAUAGUUAUGGCCUCUCACUGACAAAUAUGCUAGUUAUAUUCGG
Funneliformis mosseae is the source of this 137-nucleotide messenger RNA. The record is from the annotation of a GenBank genome assembly. NCBI's taxonomy places the organism in Eukaryota, Fungi, Glomeromycota, Glomeromycetes, Glomerales, Glomeraceae.